Messenger RNA from Abrus precatorius (Indian licorice), 1467 nucleotides. RefSeq names its product BTB/POZ domain and ankyrin repeat-containing protein NOOT2-like. The transcript is spliced from 2 exons. The coding region runs from base 1 to 1467 and encodes 488 amino acids. Gene Ontology annotation, molecular function: protein binding. The record is from RefSeq and is a predicted model, not a curated record. NCBI's taxonomy places the organism in Eukaryota, Viridiplantae, Streptophyta, Magnoliopsida, Fabales, Fabaceae. Gene Ontology annotation, biological process: plant organ development.
AUGUCCCUCGAAGACUCUCUAAGAUCUCUCUCCCUCGACUACCUCAACCUUCUCAUCAACGGCCAACAAGCCUUCAGCGACGUCACUUUCCAAGUCGAGGGUCGUUUGGUUCACGCGCACCGCUGCAUCUUGGCCGCGCGUAGCCUCUUCUUCAGGAAAUUCUUCUGCGGACCCGACCCCACGGCCGGACUCGACCCCGCCGGAGCAUCCCGCGUCAACUCCGGUGCGGCGGCCAGGCCUCCCGGCGUCAUCCCUGUGAACUCGGUGGGCUACGAGGUUUUCUUGCUUUUGCUGCAGUUUCUGUACAGUGGACAAGUCUCCAUCGUGCCUCAGAAGCACGAGGCUAGGCCCAAUUGCGGCGAGCGAGGGUGCUGGCACACGCAUUGCACCUCCGCCGUUGAUCUCGCCCUCGACACUCUCGCUGCCGCUAGAUACUUCGGCGUCGAACAGCUUGCAUUGCUCACUCAGAAACAACUAGCAAGCAUGGUAGAGAAGGCCUCAAUAGACGAUGUGAUGAAAGUUCUGAUAGCAUCAAGAAAGCAAGAAAUGCACCAACUGUGGAAUACAUGCUCCCAUCUUGUGGCAAAGUCAGGUCUCCCACCAGAGGUUCUCGCCAAACACCUUCCCAUAGACGUAGUCGCAAAAAUUGAAGAACUACGUCUCAAAUCCUCCCUCGCACGCCGUUCCCUCAUGCCCCUUCAUCCACACCACCAACAUCACGACCUCGUACCCGACCUCGAAGACCACAAAAUCCGCCGCAUGCGUCGCGCCCUCGACUCCUCGGACGUAGAACUCGUCAAACUCAUGGUCAUGGGCGAAGGCCUCAACCUCGACGAAGCACUCGCUUUGCACUACGCCGUAGAAAAUUGCAGCCGCGAAGUUGUGAAAGCGCUUCUCGAAUUAGGCGCCGCAGAUGUCAACUUCCCCGCCGGCCCUGCCGGAAAAACGCCGCUCCAUGUUGCCGCCGAGAUGGUCUCGCCGGAGAUGGUGGCGGUGCUGUUGGACCACCACGCCGACCCGAACGUCCGAACCGUCGAAGGUGUCACCCCUUUGGACACCCUCCGAACCCUAACCUCGGAUUUCCUCUUCAAAGGCGCUGUCCCCGGUUUAACCCACAUUGAACCCAACAAGUUAAGGUUGUGUUUGGAGCUCGUGCAAUCCGCGGCUCUUGUUUUGUCGCGCGAAGAAGGAAACAAUGCUAGUAACAAUAACAAUAACAACAACCCUGCUUCCUCAACGGUUAUUUACCCGCCAUUGAGUGAAGACCAUAGCAGCAGUAGCAGCGGGAAUAACAACAUUGCGAACCUGAAUUUGGAUUCUAGGUUGGUGUAUCUCAACCUUGGUGCCACGCCUCAAUUGGGUGAUGAUGAUAACAGCCACAAUAGCCAGAGGGAAGCAAUGAGCCGUCAUGGUUCGCAAGGUGGUGGAUGUGACCCAACAAUGUAUCAUCACUCUCAUGACUUCUAG